Molecule: messenger RNA, 1326 nt
Organism: Plasmodium yoelii
Lineage: Eukaryota; Apicomplexa; Aconoidasida; Haemosporida; Plasmodiidae
Product: merozoite surface protein 10, putative
Exons: 1
Coding region: 1-1326 (441 amino acids)
Source: RefSeq, a predicted model, not a curated record
AUGAUACUUGCAAAAAGGAAUAAAUUAUUUACCUUAUCAUUUUUAUUGAUAGUAUAUGCAAAUAAUGCAACCCUUUCAAGUGUCAAUGAUAAAAACAAUAAUAUAAAUGUCACCCCUACAAGCCAAGAAAAUAAUGAGGAAGAUGUUAUAGAGGAAAUCGAAGAUGACCAUAUUAAUAUAGAUGACCAUAUUAUUAUAACAGAUGAAGAAGAUGGAAUAAAUAAUAUUAAAGAGACAUAUUUUAUAAGAAAAGAAAACUAUAAUAACAAACCACAAAAUAAUCCAAUUGAAGAUUUAAAAGAACAACAAAAUUCUGACAAUGUAAAAAUAGAUGUAUUUAAUUUUACGGAUAACGAAAAAGAAACCAUUAAAAAUUUCCAAGAAGAUAUGGAAAGUAACAAAAUGAAUAUAAAUAACGAAGAUGAUUCUUUUUUAGGAAAAUUAAUUCGUAUAAUUCCAAACAUAGCAAAUUUUGGUAAAAUAAAAGAUUCAAAUUCUGAUCAGUCCGAAAAUCAAAGUGAUGAUAUUUCAGAUGUUAAUAAAACCGUAGAAGGUGAAGAUGAUGAUACUGUACAUGUAAAUAUAGAUACUAAUCAAGAAAAAGGCGAUAAUGAAAAUACAGAUGAACAAAGUGAAAUAUCAACAGAACCAAGUAAUGAUAUUAAUACACAAAAUGAACAAACAAAUGAUACUAAUGAUGUAAAAGAUGAAGAAGAAGAUAUUUCUGUUAGUAAUGGGAUAACUACUCUAAGUUUAAAAAAUAAUGAAACCUCAAAUACUACUAUUGAAAAUAAUCCAGAAAAAAAAAAAGAAAAUAAAGAAGAUAUAAUAGAUCAUGCUGAUAUAAUGCGUAUAACAUUGUUAGCAGAAAAUAGAAAUCUUAAAGAAACAACUAGGAUACUAGAUGAAGCAGUAUAUAAGAUUGAAAGGUUUGUUUUAAAAUGUAAAUUUUAUAUAACUGCUAUUACUAAUUUUGUCAAAUUUAAAACUAAUCAUAUAUGCGAAUAUUCGAAAUGUGGUGACAAUGCACGAUGUUAUAUUAUUGAGAAAGAUAGGCAAGAAUGUCGAUGUUUAGCUAAUUAUGUACGAGAUACUAGUGUAGAAUAUUUUAAAUGUGUUCCUAUGCCUAUUAAAGAUUGUAAUAAUAAUAAUGGAAAUUGUGAUAAAAAUGCUGAAUGCUCAAUUAAAAAUAAUAAAAUUAUAUGUCAUUGUUCAUAUGAUUAUUUUGGAGAUGGUAUUUUUUGCGUCCCGAAUUCACAUUACAAUAAUUUCUUACAUAUAUCCCUUAUUAUAAUUGGUUGCAUUGUUCAAAAAUUUCUUUUUUAA